AUUUGCUCGCCAGUCACGUCAACAAGAGGCUUCGCCUGAACUCCGUCAGUUCUGCGGCGUCAGAGAGGUUUUACAAUAGAGUUUCCACACAGUCACGCCUCUCUCUCUCUCUCUCUCUCUAAAUUAGGGUUUACUGAAACCCACAGUACGCAACAGAAAACCAGAGAGAGAGAAGAUGAGUGCCGGCGGCUUCCUCAGAAAUGGCCGCAAAAACUACACCUCCAUCCACAGCUUACUGAACAGACACUCAAUCGCCGAUUCAAUCGGAUCUCAACGACAACAAUCAAAGGCUUAUGCUCGAUUUCAUAAUUCGAGGAAAACCAGAGAGCUCGAGCUGUCUCGUCCUAGUAUAUUAUUCUCAUCACCCUACUGUUCCUCUUCCACUGCUGUGUCGUCUUCUUUUAAGUCUGGAUUUGUAGGUUGGUAUUUGGGGCUGAUCAAGUCUCACCCCAUUCUCACUAAAAGCAUCACCUCUGCCUGUAUUUACACCGCCGCUGAUUUCUCCUCUCAGACAAUUGCUCGGCCAUCUUCAGAACCUUAUGAUUUUGUGAGGACCUUACGCAUGGCUGGAUAUGGAAUGAUAAUUAUGGGACCAUCAUUGCAUUUUUGGUUCAACUUUGUGUCGAAAGUCCUUCCAAAACGCGACCUCAUCACAACAUUGAAAAAACUUGUCAUGGGGCAGACAUUAUAUGGACCUACCAUGACUGUUGUUUUCUUCUCUGUGAAUGCGGCCCUACAAGGUGAAAAUGGUGAAGAAAUAAUUGCUCGAUUGAAGCGAGACUUGCUUCCUACAAUGAUGAAUGGAGUUAUGUACUGGCCUAUAUGUGAUUUUGUGACAUACAAAUUCAUCCCUGUUAAUUUACAGCCACUAGUGAGCAAUUCAUUUUCAUAUUUAUGGACUGUUUACAUUACGUACAUGGCAAGCUUGGAGAAAGCAAGCACCAUCGGUUAAUAGAUGAUCCAACUGCUCUGAUUCCCUCGCUAAUGCUUCAGAUCAUACUCAUCACACAACCUCCUGUGCAUCAUUUGCAGUACAAUCAUAUGAACCAAACUCAAUGAAUGCAUCUUCAAAGUGAUGAUGUGAAUCUAAGGUUGAAGGAGAAGAAGAAGAGCCCAUACAUUUUCAUCGAUCGAGCAACUGCAAUCAUGUACUUUUGUGAUAAACUCUACCGUUUUAGAAUUGUAUAAUUAUAUUCAUUUUCUAUGUUUUUGUGUAGUAGCAGUUUAGUGGUAGCCUCUAUUUCAUUAUUAACACAUUGAAUUAGGGUAAAAAAACUGAUUAUUUAUGAUAAUUAUCGUGCCGUCAUGGAAAUAUGAGUCCAUUUUUGUUUCU
Camellia sinensis is the source of this 1333-nucleotide messenger RNA. RefSeq names its product Peroxisomal membrane 22 kDa (Mpv17/PMP22) family protein. The record is from RefSeq and is a predicted model, not a curated record. Lineage: Eukaryota; Viridiplantae; Streptophyta; Magnoliopsida; Ericales; Theaceae. Gene Ontology annotation, cellular component: membrane; cytoplasm.